GCCCCGCCCCGAUGCGAUGCGAGAGAGCCAAAGAGGCAUAAAGGAGCACAAAGUGAAGUCGCCAACUCAACACUUCAACUGCGCGCUGCUUGGGAUAAAUAUAUGGAAUGCAAAGAAAACAAUGGAAAAAUGUCUAAUACUUCUUGGAGCCAUGGUUAAAUAGGGUAACCAGUGCAAGGGACAAGAUGGCCGCCCACAGGAUAAGAGUAACAAACAACAACAAUGUGCUCCCGAGAUGUAAAUCAGAGGGCACCCUCAUCGACAUUGAUGAGGGCGUGACCGAGGCGAGUCUUGUAGAUGUCAAAGUGCCUUCUCCCAGUGCCUUGCGUUUGGCUCCCUCGAAUACUUUCGGGACUGCACGGGAAGUAGUUGCCAUAAAGGAUUACUGUCCAUCCAGUUUUACCACUCUAAAGUUCUGCAAAGGUGAUCAUCUGUAUGUGCUGGACACGUCUGGUGGGGAAUGGUGGUACGCCCACGACAACAGAGAGAUGGGAUACAUUCCCUCCACAUACGUUCAGCCAAUCAACUACAGAAACUCUUCUCUUAGUGACAGUGGAAUGAUUGACAAUCUUGGGGACUGCUCCGAGGAGGGAGCAAAAGAGUUGGAGCUUCUGGGAGAGUGGACUGGUUUGUCCCUCAAGCCGUCCCUGCCUUAUGACAAAAACAACCCCUUCUCCAUGCUGUCUUCAACCAACCCAUUCCUAAAUGGAUCCAUGGUUGACAUUCUUGAUCAGAACAGCAACGAGAAGGCAAACCAAUGCAACAGUUUGGAUUUACUUUUCUUUGACUCAUUUGCGCCUUCUUCCCCCAUCUCCAACAACACAACAAGCAGCUACAGCAUCUCAAAAGGGUACAGCAAAAGUGCCUUUGAUGGCACAUCCACCAGCCCUGAUCUUGAAGCCUUGCAGAUGUUUCACAAGGACAAUGCCUUUUUUCGGAGCAAGAGGUCUUAUAGUUUGUCAGAGUUGUCAAUCUUACAAGCUCAGUCAAAUCCUCAGUUGCCUUCAUCAGGGUUUUUCACUGGACUUAAGGCUCCCUCACCUGAGCAGUUUCAAAACAGAGAGGACUUCAGGACGGCGUGGCUAAACCACCGGAAGUUGGCUCGUUCUUGUCAUGACCUGGAGUCCCUGGGGCAGAACCCAGGUUGGGGUCAAACACAACCAGUAGAGGCCAACAUUGUCUGCAAUUUGGACAAUUGUGGAGGAGCAGUCCAACUUCCAGAUACUAAUAUCAGUAUUCAUGUUCCCGAAGGCCAUGUUGCAGUUGGUGACACUCAGCAAAUCUCCAUGAAAGCUUUGCUAGAUCCUCCCUUGGAGCUUAACAAUGACAGAUGUUCCACUGUCAGUCCUGUCAUUGAAAUCAAACUAAGUAACAUGGAGAUAAAAUCAUUCAUAACCUUAGAGAUGAAGGUGUCGGUGGCGAUUAGGACAGAUAGUCAAAUUGCUGUGGUUUUGUGUGUGAGAAGUGAUUGUAAAGAGGGUCCUUAUUCUCCAGUUCCACAAGCAUACACUUACGGUGAUACGAUUCAGGUUCAGCUGGACAAUCUGGAGCCAUGCAUGUAUGUAGCAGUUGUCGUCCAGACUCAGCAUGUGUCCUUCAAUUCAACAGUUUGGGAUCAGAUGGUAAAGAAAGUUACAUUGGGGCUCUAUGGGCCCAAGCACAUUCAUCCGUCUUUUAAGACUGUGGUUGCAAUUUUUGGGCAUGACUGUGCCCCCAAGACUCUACUUGUCAGUGAGGCUGGGAAACAAGCUAAGUCUGCCCCUCCUGUUGCCCUACAACUGUGGGGGAAGCACCAGUUUGUACUUGGCAGACCUCAGGACUUGCAGAUAGGCAUGUACUCCAACAUGUCAAACUAUGAGGUCAAGGCAAAUGAGCAGGCUAGGAUUUUCCGUGGGUUUCAGGUAAAAUUGGGCAAGGUGAGCAGGCUCAUUUACAUGAUUACGUCUCGGAAUGCAGAUGAGAUUUCUGACUUCACUUUACGUGUCCAGGUAAAAGACGAUCAGGACUGCAUCCUUGCGCAAUUUUGCGUUCAGACACCACAGCCGCCCCCUAAAACAGGGAUGCGGAACAAUUGCCAGAGGAGGUUCCUGAAGAAGAAGGAAGUCGAUAAAAUCAUUUUGUCUCCUUUGGCCAUCACCACCAAAUACCCGCAGUUUCAGGAGCGCUGCAUCACUAACCUGAAAUUUGGCAAACUGAUAAAAACCGUAAUCAGGCAAACCAAGAAUCAGUACUUGCUGGAAUAUAAGAAAGGGGAUAUUAUUGCCUUACUCAGCGAGGAGAAGAUCAAACUUAAAGGACAACUAUGGACCAAAGAGUGGUACAUUGGAUAUUAUCAGGGAAAGACUGGGCUUGUACAUGUCAAAAAUGUGCUGGUCUUGGGAAAGGUUAAACCCAUAUACUUCUGUGGGCCAGAUCUUACAACCACAAUGCUAAUGGAGCAAAUCCUAAAGCCCUGCAAAUUCCUCACAUACAUUUACGCCUCUGUGAGGAUAAUACUUAUGGAAAAUCUGGGUAACUGGCGAGCAUUUGCUGAUUCUUUGGGCUAUGGGAAUCUUCCUUUGACGUAUUUCUGCCGGGCAGAACUGGACAGUGAACCAGAAAGAGUUGCCUCUGUGCUUGAGAAACUGAAAGAAGAUUGCCUUAACAUGGAGACUAAGGACAAAAAAUCUUUCCAGAAGGAACUAAUGAUGGCUCUGUUGAAAAUGGAUUGUCAGGGUUUGGUGGCACGGCUCAUUAUGGACUUUGUGUUGCUGACGACGGCAGUGGAGGUGGCCCCUCGCUGGAGGGAGCUUGCCGAAAAACUCGCCCAUGUAUCCAAGCAACAAAUGGAGGCUUAUGAAGCUCCACACAGGGACAAAACUGGGGUGGUGGACAGUGAGGCUAUGUGGAAACCAGCCUAUGACUUCCUGUUGACGUGGGCCGCUCAGAUCGGGGACAGUUACCGUGACGUCAUCCACGAACUUCACAUGGGUCUGGACCGAAUGAAGAACCCCCUCACCAAACGCUGGAAACACCUUACAGGCACUCUUAUCCUUGUCAAUUGCCUCGAUAUGCUUAGAAGCUCCGCAUUCAGUCCUGCCCCUCAGGAUGACUUUGCCAUCUAGCCCCACCCCCUUAGAACUGUGACUCCACCCCUUAGCCCACUUUCUGUAUUCAACAUCACCUCAAAAGACUUUGCUGAACUUUGAUUUCAAAAGAUAUACUCUUUUCUAAGGGUACGUUGACACGACAACUAUGUACUGAAAACGGAAAAGUUUUUCUUUUGCGUUUUUGAAUAGUUUCGUGUAUAGACGUCAACGUUGUCAUAACAAUCCCCGUACACAUGGAUUCGCAAAAAUAACUAAAAACACUGUAUUACGCAUGCCAAGCCAGUAGUUGGCGAUGUCACUUAAAGAAACACUACGUGCCUGCGCACAUAAGCAUUCUUCCACAUAGCGCUGUAUACAAACAAUGAAGAUGGCAAAAGCAUCGAGCAGUUUGGUCUGGACUGGAGAAGCAUCAAUAAACUAAAAAUUUUGAGCAGCACAAACACAGUCCUGUAGUCCGCCAAUGUAGUUUUGAAUGUCUCGCACGUUGUUUUAAGUACUCGCGCAUGCCUAUAGACUGAACACAUAAUACGCGUGCGCAUGACAUCAUCGUUUUCAAAAUUUCACUUUUUUGUAUGUUUACACGGAGACGAUAAAUGCAUCUUUUUCAAAAACUUGCACUUUGAAACCCAUUUACAAAAGUUUGCUUUUUCAGGCCCCAAAACGCUGUUGUCGUUUAAACAAACAGCCAAAACGCAUAAAAAGUUUUCCAUUUUUAGUUGAAAACGUUGUCGUGUAAACGGCCCCUAAGUUACUUCCAGCUGUGAGUUGAUCUCAGUUCAAUAGCCGCGAGGACUUCCUGCACCCGCGCACGUCCAUAUAAGGACAUAUGCUAAGACAAGCAAUCCAAAACACAGUGUUUUUUUUAAUUCCUUAAAAGCAUUUUUAUCAGUCUUGUUCUUUGUGAUAUCUAUAUUUUUUAUAUCGGAUGGCUUAAUGGAAAUUUUUUCAAGAAUAAUUUUUUCAGAAAAGAUUAUGACUUUGUUCAUCACUAAAGAUUGUGUAUUUUGUCAAGUCACAUUUACCCAUUCUUGUCGUUGUCAUCCUGUCCGACCAUCCUGAAUUUUGUUGCCAAACGAUAAACACAAGCCUUCCACAUCUAUGUUUUUUUUAUUCAACUGAUAUUUUGCUUUCGUAGAGUGUCAGAUUUAAUUGGUUUAAUUAACACAGAUUUGUCUUAGAAACACCACAAACUGGUUUUGGGGCAUGAUUAUCUGUUUGGCCAAUGACAGGAGUGUUCAGGAAACCUGUUUAAAAGCAGUCUUUUAUGUCUUUAACAUAUAUACAACUUUUUUUGGUGUCACUAGUGGCACAUAAAUUACACUUCAAAACGUUAGCAAAUAUUGCGAAGUUUGCAUUACCAUAUACUUUAGGUGUUAAAUUGCAGUGUUUUGUUUGAUGAGUUUUAAGUUGUGCGUCAUUUUAAUUCAGUGUUAUUGUUAAAUAUACGAGAAAUGAAUGCAGUCAGAUAAAUAAAUAUACCAUAAUGUGAUUUUAUUUAUAAUUACAAAGAUUUGUCGAUGGUUUUGUGUGCGUGUGUGUGUGUUUGUUCUACAUUUAUAUUUUUUGUACUUCAACUGAUAUACAAUUUUUCGAUUUUAUGUUCUUGUAAAGAUUUUUCUUUGUCUAUUUGUUUAGAAUAUUAAUCAUAUAUUUUUCUUCUUGAGUACAUUUAAAGUCCUGUACAUGUCAUGGAUUCUUUUGUGCUGUUUUUAACAGCAUUAACAUGUAGGGAAAAAAGGAAUGUAUAUAUUAUAUAUAUAUAUUCUGUGAUUUAGAGUUAUGUCUGAUGGAUGACCUGUUUUGGUGUUAGAUCUUCGAGAUGUGUGACUGUAACUGUUCGAAAAGUCUGCAUAGCCAUAAUUCGCACACUGUCUUAGUUGCCGCCAAAUGUUUAGAAAGAAAAUGAGUUAAACGUGCUGUCCCAUGUUGUUCCCAUGGUUUCAAUAAAGCAGCUGUAAAUGUAUAGAAUUUAGUUGCAUUGGAAUUUAUGCCUGUAUGUUUUAAGAGAUUACAAGUUAUUAUGACAACUUAAAGAAUUUUCAUUUUUGGGUGAACUAUUCCUUUCCGUUUUCAUGCAUUUAAAGAGUUAUCUGUGCACCAGUUAUCCAUGCAACAGACUUUAUUUUACUUCAAUCUGACCUCCGCAGGCAGCUUUUUACAUCCCUAAGCACUUCAAUAGAGCUGACUGUGAAAAAUCAAUUUAUGCUAUAUUUAAAUUGCUUAAUUAAUUACAAGCUUGCAGAAAGAAUUCAAGCGGGUUCUAUAAAAUCAAGCCAUUUUAUUACGUUUUAUUGUCAAGGAAGAAAAGCACAAUUGCUAAAAUCAAUUAAGACAUAAAAGCAAUAGAUAACUGGGAGAUGCAUCAAAUUCACUGCAGCAAAUGCUGGAACCUGUGAUAAAUAAUCAAACUGACAGGCAAUUAGGAGUUGUGACUCAAAAAUCAUUGUUAAAAAGAUUGUAAAACACAGUACCGUAUAUUUGCUAGCAUCAUUGAAGCAAGUAUUUACGUCCUUUCACAGGUGUAGAGAUGAGUGCAGGUGGCUCUGAUGUGUUUGGCUGAUUGUUUGCGAUGUCUGCAGUGCACAUAUUGUUAUGACUAGAAACAUAGAAAAUUGACAAAUACGGUACUGUGCAACAGUUUUAGGCACUUGUGAAAAAUGCUGCAUAGUGAGGAUGUCUUCUGUUGCAGGGCUCCCUGUUCAUCUAUUCUAAUCUUUUCUAUUUGCAAAAGUAAUAUUUGGGAGUCUAACAUUUAUAUUUCCUAUUGACACACUAAAGCUGAAGAUAUUAAUAACCAUCUUAAGGCAAAUGCUUUUGUGAAACAUGUGCCUAAAACCUUUGCACAGUACUAUCCUGAGCUCUACUAUCAAUUUUCUUUCAUCUUGGUCUAACAUUAUAUGAGAUUAACCAGCAACAUGUUACUAAAGGGAAUAAGACAUUUAUUUUGCUUAAUAAACCAAAAUACAGGCGAAUCUCACAAAACCUGUCAAGAAUAUGACCGGGUCAUUUUUCACUACAAAAUCGAAAAGAAAGCCACUUAAAAAAGAAAAGAAAGUGUUGGCAAAGACAGUUCGAAAGAAUGUAAGAAAGAAAAAUUUGAAAGUUUAAAAGAAAUUUUGAAAGUUUGAAAACUAGAAAGUGGUUUGAAAAAAGUUCAACAGAAUGUUAGAAAGCUUCAAAGAAAGUUUGAAAGAGUUCUAAAUGUUUUAAAGUUAAAAAAGAAAGUUUAGCAGAAAGAGAGUUCAAAAGAACAUUAGAAAAAAAAGAUAUUUUGCCAAAUAUAUAUAUUUUUUUGCAUUGAUAUUAAUUUCAUCACAAUUAAGUAUGUUUAAACACCAAAUUCACAUUACCAUAACGCCAAAGAAUCUCAUUAUCAUUACUGUAACGUGAAGAAAAUAUUUUUAAUGAUAUUUAUUGUGUGAUUAAUACCACAUUGUGCUUAAUUGUCAGGAAAAUUUUACAAACAAAUUAAUAAAUAAUCUUAAUAGCCCUAAAAGUGGCUUUAUUUAUGCAAAAAUUGUAUUUCUUAUUUUGAGGAAUCUGACCUGUGUGUUUUCUAAGAUUCCAGCGUACAAUUAAUUGCUAACCUUCAAUGAGAAAGGAUGAUGUGAUACUUUAAUGUAUAAAUGAACUGAGUGAAUUGAAGGUGUCUUAUAUUGAA
This is a messenger RNA of Xyrauchen texanus (razorback sucker), 6750 nucleotides long. It is a transcript of the gene sh3bp4a, whose product is annotated as SH3-domain binding protein 4a. Gene Ontology annotation, molecular function: protein binding. The record is from RefSeq and is a predicted model, not a curated record. NCBI's taxonomy places the organism in Eukaryota, Metazoa, Chordata, Actinopteri, Cypriniformes, Catostomidae. Bases 186 to 3104 code for a protein of 972 amino acids. Gene Ontology annotation, cellular component: cytoplasm. The transcript has 5 exons.